CUUUUUCUCUUUUUUUUUUCUUCCUCUGCAGUUUUUAAAAGUAUUGUCCAUGGCGAGUAGGGAGCCAAAAUACAACUUGGUACGUGAAUUGGGACGUGGCAGUUAUGGUGUAGUGUAUGAAGCAGUGGUAAGAAAGACUGGAGCACAGGUAGCAGUGAAGAAAAUACGGUGCCAUGCACCUGAGAAUGUGGAACUGGCUUUGCGAGAGUUUUGGGCAUUAAGCAGUAUCAAGAGCCUUCAUCCUAAUGUGAUCCACCUAGAGGAGUGCAUCCUGCAGAAAGAUGGGAUGCUGCAAAAGAUGACACAUGGAUCAUCCUCUUCUCAUUAUUUAAAGCUGGUGGAAACUUCACUGAAAGGGGAGCUCAGCUUUGAUUCUAGGAGUUCGUACUAUCUCUGGCUUGUAAUGGAUUUCUGUGAUGGUGGGGACAUGAAUGAGUAUCUGCUAUCGAGAAAGCCCAACCGUCGGACCAACACUAGUUUCAUGCUGCAGCUCAGUAGUGCCUUGGCUUUUCUACACAAAAAUCAAAUUGUGCACAGGGACUUGAAGCCAGAUAACAUAUUGAUUACUGAGACCGGAUCAGAAGCUGGAGGAAGUGGUCCUGUUCUAAAAGUGGCAGACUUUGGUCUGAGUAAAGUAUGCUCCGGGCUGGGAGCAGAUCAAAAAGAGCCAGUUAAUGUGAACAGAUGUUGGCUUUCUACAGCUUGCGGGUCAGACUUUUACAUGGCACCAGAAGUUUGGGAAGGCCAUUAUACAGCUAAAGCUGACAUCUUUGCACUUGGGGUCAUCAUUUGGGCCAUGUUGGAAAGGAUCACGUUCAUAGAUUCACAGACUAAGAAAGAACUACUGGGAAGCUACGUGCGUCAGGGAACGGUGAUUGUGCCUCUCGGUGAGGCAUUGUUGGAAAACCCCAAGAUGGAACUUAACAUUCCUGUUAAGAAAAAGUCAAUGAAUGCAGGAAUGAAACAACUGAUUAAAGAAAUGCUAGCAGCGAAUCCACAGGACAGACCUGAUGCUUUUGAAUUAGAACUGAGGAUAUGUAAGAUCACAUGCAGAGAGUGCAGCCGGACUGCGUAAGUCAUUAAGUGUGCAUGUGAAAAUAAGAAAUGGUAUACAGGGCUGGCUCUGACCAAUUUUGAGACUUGCCAAAGGUUUGAAAUUGUAGGCAAGCAAGUGUUUUUUUUUCUUCUGCCACCCUAGACUCCCAAAGUGUCAAUUCAAAAUUAACUAGCUCAAUUUAACAUGCACUUAAGGUGCUGCUGUUCAUUGGUACCCACCCCGUGACUGAAAACUGACUCCACUACUGUUACAUAACCAAAUCCCAGUUGACAAAUCUUGAACCUUCUGACCCAUAGCUUGCAAAUACUUCUUUGAAUAGUGACUUUAGUUAAAUAUUUUUGUUUGGUGCUGAAGGACAUAAUCUGUUGUAUGGCUCUGAUGGAAUGCCAUUUGUUGGGUUUUGAACUCAAAUAAGUAACUCAUGAAUUAGUAAUUGUUUGAUACAUUCAGAUUCUCCCCCUCCUUCCUCAUUGCUUGCCCCAACCUCCCAAGAACACUUGACCUAAGACGUUAUGAUAAUCCAGUGGUGCUCUAAAACCAUUUUGUGGUGGUCUGGCCUCUUAAGAUCUUUCAGUGAAACCUCAGGCCACUGCAACUUCAUUUUUAUUGAAGAUGACAAGCAAUUAACUUGUACAAUAUAUUGGUGUUAAUACAACUUUCAAUGUUAAUAAUACCUUCUCAAUUAUCAGACUGAGAAAUCCACCUAAUUUUGUUUGUUUGUGUUGAGCUGUAUUCCAACAUUUAGUUGAGACAAAUAUAACUUUGAAAUUGGAUGUUAUUUAACAGUAAAAUAUGUGAACAAACAUGUUUUCAAGGCGGUGCCUGAACUUUGUGACUGCUGACUCUUAAUAUCCAUACUUAAAUAUAUACUUUUAUCCUCCACCCCAAUCUUUCUUUUUAGCAAUUGUUUUCCAAAGUGUUAAAUGCUGUCCAUCGCAAUCAAGUGGCUAUUGAAAUUGAUCUUCUAAUUCUGUGGAAUAGAGGCCAGUAGUACUACACUGUCCUUUUUGGACAUAUUGACAUGUCUGCCCUGUUAUUUUCACCAGCUCGGAACAUGGAAAAGAUGACAGUACUUUUGAGUUCAAUGUGAAGAGGCCAUUUGAAAGUAGAGUUUUAAUGGACUGGCAUUACAUUGGCUAGAAUUUAAAUUCAAGCCAUUCUUUUGCCUUGACAUGUGACAUUCUUUGGAUCAGCAUAAAAUGGGUGGGGGUAAGGAACUGUGUGGGAGACAAUGCAACAGAAGUGUAAUCCCAUAAUUGUCCUUUAGAAGAUGUAAUUUAGAAUGGAUUGUGCAGAUGGGAGGGAAUAAGGGUGUUUUGCAGAGCAUCUAUCUACUCCAGUUUAUGCCUUUUUUGACUAUCAAGAGUAUUGCACAUCUAAAAUCCAUCAGGUCAAAUGGAAACUAUUUACAAAAUAAGGUGGAUUAUAGUAGUGAUGUCAUGCAAUAUUAAAUAAGGCUACAAAAUGUAGAAUUUUUAAAAAAAAAAAACAACUUUCAAGGCACUACCUUG
Molecule: messenger RNA, 2568 nt
Organism: Rhincodon typus (whale shark)
Lineage: Eukaryota; Metazoa; Chordata; Chondrichthyes; Orectolobiformes; Rhincodontidae
Product: serine/threonine-protein kinase PDIK1L-like
Exons: 2
Coding region: 50-1075 (341 amino acids)
Biological process (GO): autophagy; axon extension; peptidyl-serine phosphorylation
Cellular component (GO): autophagosome; cytoplasm
Molecular function (GO): ATP binding; protein serine/threonine kinase activity
Source: RefSeq, a predicted model, not a curated record